Messenger RNA from Ziziphus jujuba (common jujube), 2043 nucleotides. RefSeq names its product folate-biopterin transporter 1, chloroplastic. The transcript has 9 exons. The record is from RefSeq and is a predicted model, not a curated record. NCBI's taxonomy places the organism in Eukaryota, Viridiplantae, Streptophyta, Magnoliopsida, Rosales, Rhamnaceae. The coding region runs from base 79 to 1785 and encodes 568 amino acids. Gene Ontology annotation, cellular component: membrane.
GGAAAUGCAUUAAUUUCGAGGGGAAAAAAAAAACAAAAAAAUUCGUAAAAGGAGGCGAUAGGCUUUGGUAGUACAAAAAUGUAUAGUUUAAUGGCAUCGACAACAUUUUGUUCAAUCUCAAUCUUGCCCUCGCAAAAUCAAAUUUUGUCCUUGGUCUCCUUCUCACCGUCUCUCCUCCUAGUUUCUCGGAUCCGCCGGAGACCGGAAACUCUCAUUUCCGGGUGGUCGCUCAGAGGAAGAGCUCGUAUCAAAGCCCGCCGGCGUAACCUUCCGCCACGAGAUAUGUCCGUCGCUGUUCCGAUGUCGUCUUCGCCUCCCCAGCGAGACUUGGACGACGAACCUUAUGUUCAUGCUCGAUUAGGUGCAGGAAAUAGAGAUUUGUUAACCACAGAUAUGGAAGGAGAGAUGUCCUCUACUAGUAAAACGGUUUCUCGGAAAAAAAAAUAUCGAAGAAGCUAUAUGACAUGCUUUGGGGUGGAUUUGUCCCCAGACAAUAUUGCUGUUGCUAUGGUAUAUUUUGUUCAAGGUGUUUUAGGCCUUUCAAGGCUUGCAGUCAGUUUUUACUUGAAAGACGAUUUGCAUCUAGAUCCUGCAGAGACAGCUGUGAUAUCUGGCUUUUCUUCACUACCCUGGCUUGUUAAACCACUUUAUGGAUUUAUUAGCGAUUCUGUCCCACUUUUUGGCUACCGAAGAAGGUCAUACUUGAUCUUAUCAGGGCUUCUUGGCGCACUUUCAUGGAGUCUAAUGGCCACGCUUGUUGACAGCAAGUAUAGUGCUGCUUUCUGCAUACUUCUUGGGUCUCUUUCGGUUGCCUUCUCGGAUGUUGUUGUUGAUUCCAUGGUUGUAGAAAGGGCUCGUGGUGAAUCCCAAAGCAUGUCAGGGUCUCUUCAAUCCUUAUGUUGGGGAUCCUCAGCUUUUGGUGGAAUUGUGAGUUCAUACUUCAGUGGCUCCCUGGUAGAUGCUUAUGGUGUGAGGUUCGUUUUUGGUGUCACGGCAUUGCUACCACUGAUGACAUCUGCAGUUGCUCUUCUUGUAAAUGAACAGCGUCUGCUAGGUCCAGCAAGGGGACAGAUUUUGGCUGGCCCAAGUUUCCUUGAAAACUCAAAAGAGAGCAUUAUUGAGUUGUGGGAGACUGUCAGGAUGCCCAAUGUUUUCCUUCCCACGAUAUUUAUUUUCCUGUGGCAGGCAACACCACAUUCAGAUUCUGCCAUGUUUUAUUUCACCACAAAUAAACUUGGUUUCACCCCAGAAUUUCUAGGACGUGUCAAGCUUGUUACAUCGGUGGCGUCACUGGUUGGUGUUGGCCUAUAUAAUGGAUUUUUAAAAAAUGUUUCUUUACAAAAGAUUUUUCUUGUAACAACAAUUUCUGGUUCAGCUCUUGGGAUGACUCAGGUUCUACUUGUUACCGGAUUGAACCGGAUGCUUGGUAUAAGUGAUGAAUGGUUUGCAAUUGGAGAUUCUUUGAUCCUAACAGUUCUUUGUCAGGCCUCAUUCAUGCCUGUUCUUGUACUAGCCGCUAAAUUAUGUCCAGAGGGAAUGGAAGCCACACUUUUUGCAACUCUAAUGUCCAUAUCUAAUGGAGGGAGUGUUCUUGGGGGACUAAUAGGUGCUGGUCUGACCCAGCUCUUUGGCGUCACCAAAGACAGAUUUGAUAACUUGACCUUUUUGAUAAUCCUAUGCAACCUUAGCUCGUUGUUGCCUUUACCACUCCUUGGCCUUCUUCCGCAGGAUAAUCUAGAUGCUAAGCCAGAGGAUAGUUCAGAUAUUGAGAUGAAGUCUAAUUGAGUAUAAGUUAUCUGUCGGUAUCUCAUUCAAGGUUCGGUACACCAUCCUUUCAGUGAUUGCCUAUAGAUAAUUGUAGGAUUUUUGGUCCACUGUAGCUCACCAAUAUGAGAUUUCUGUAUAUAUAUAUAUAUAUAUAUUAUAACAUUAACAUGGAAUUUGUCUUUCACACGACAAAAGUAUAAACUCGAGAGGUGCAGCCUUUUAGCUCAAAAACCUGUUGUUGUUGAAUGAGAAUGACGCGAUCUAAGUUUGCUUAUU